GUUUCCUAAGACAACUUAAUAAAUCCAGUUUCUUUUGUGUACUAUUAAGGUUUGGCUAGACUACAAACUGAAGAUGAAGAAAAAAAUUUCAACGAACCGACGGGAAACUGUGGCCACAGGAGGAGGUCCGUACGUCCAGCAAAGCCUCACACCUUUGGAACAAGCGGUGGAUGAGCUGCUUCACCUACAGGAAGCAGUCAACCCCUCGGGCUCUACAUUUGGAGCUAAUACCCAAGAAACGGAGGGCAAUGUUAGGAAUGAUUCUUCCCAGCCAGAAGCGCAGGACGAAGAAAUGGAUCUAUCGGCUACGUCAACUCAGGCGAGAAGAAGAAUGACAGUGGAGGACCGCGAAAACAUUCGUUUAAGUGCGUUGGAGAGGCAGUCCGAGGUGCAAGAAGUUCUUUGCCAAAGGUAAUCAGGCACAGAAAAAAGAUUAGAAGAAAUUUCGCGACAUGCUAGGAAAACAUACGAAAUAAAAAAAGAAAAACUAAACUUAUUGAAGAUGAAGGAACAGAGAAAGAAAGAAGAAAAUUUAUAAAAAAAAGAGACAACAUAAAGAAAAGAUGGAAAUGAAGUUAAAGGAGUUAGAACUAAAAACCUUAUAAUACAGUAAGUGAAUUCAACAAAGUUUAAUCAAAAAUGCAAACUUUUUAAUAAGAAUUUCUAGAAAAAGUUUGGUGUGCCGAUU
This is a messenger RNA of Rhagoletis pomonella (apple maggot), 688 nucleotides long. RefSeq lists its product as uncharacterized. The record is from RefSeq and is a predicted model, not a curated record. The transcript has a single exon. Lineage: Eukaryota; Metazoa; Arthropoda; Insecta; Diptera; Tephritidae. Bases 74 to 415 code for a protein of 113 amino acids.